UGCCUCGCUUGUCCGUCCCCCCCCCCAAGAGGAGGCGGGUUGAGGGGACGUGGCUGCUGCGGUCGGGCGCGAUGAAUCUGCCGCGGGGUCCCGACAACUUGUGCUUCGAUAAGGAUGAAUUUAUGAAGCCAGACUUUGAUGUCGAUCACUUUGUGUCCGAGUGCAGAAAACGUGUUCCGCUGGAAGAACUUCGUGAUGAUCUUGAAUUAUAUUACAAGCUUCUUAAAACUGCCAUGAUUGAAUUAAUAAACAAGGAUUAUGCAGACUUUGUUAAUCUCUCUACCAACCUGGUUGGCAUGGACAAAGCCCUUAAUCAGCUUUCAGUGCCUUUGGGACAGUUGCGAGAAGAAGUUAUGAGCCUUAAGUCUUGUGUUAGUGAAGAAAUAUGUGCAAUUGAUGACCGUUUAUCUAAACAAGAAGAUAUCAGGAAAAAAAAGAUGUGUGUCUUGAGACUUAUUCAAGUUAUUAAAUCAGUUGAGAAGAUAGAGAAAAUUCUACACUCCCAAAAUUCAAAAGAAACAUCAUUAGAAGUAAGCAGUCCACUUCUGACCGGACAGAUUUUAGAGAGGAUCGCUACCGAAUUCAACCAGUUACAAUUUCAUGCGGUACAAAGCAAAGGAAUGCCCCUUUUAGAUAAGCUGAAACCACGUAUAGUUGGCAUAACAGCAACACUGCAGCAAUCUCUAGAAGGACUGCUGUUGGAAGGACUUCAGACCUCUAAUAUCGAUAUAAUACGACAUUGCCUGCGUACCUAUGCAACAAUAGACAAAACACGGGAUGCCGAGGCAUUAGUUGGCGAAGUUCUUGUGAAGCCAUAUAUAGAUGAGGUGAUUGUAGAACAGUAUGUUCAGUCUCAUGCAAAUGGUCUCCAGAUGAUGUAUUCAAAAUUGCUGGAGUUUGUUCCUCUCCAUUGCCGUCUCUUGCGUGAGGUAACAGGAGGAGGUAUUUCAAGUGAAAGAGGCAAUACGGUUCCUGGAUAUGAUUUCUUGGUAAAUUCUGUAUGGCCAGAAAUUGUUCGUGGUUUAGAAAUUAAAUUGCCGUCUCUGUUUAAUCCUGGAAACCCAGAUUUAUUUCAUGAGAAAUACAACAUAAGUAUGGAUUUUGUAAGGAAGUUUGAACGGCAAUGUGGUUCACAAGCCAGUGUAAAAAGAUUGAGGUUACAUCCUUCCUACCAGAGCUUUAAUGAUAAGUGGAAUUUGCCAGUUUAUUUUCAAAUAAGAUUUAGAGAAAUUGCAGGCACUUUAGAAGCAGCUCUUUCUGAUGGCUUAGAAGAGGCUCCAGCUGGAAGUUCAUAUUGCCUUUUGGCAACGCACAUGACAUGGGCUAGCUUACAGAAGUGCUGGUCAGCUGAGAUUUUUCUGCCAUUGCUAACUGAUCGAUUGUGGAAGCUUUCACUGCAGAUUCUAGCCCGCUACUCAGUCUUCAUUAAUGAGCUUCUGCUCAGGCCUGUGUCUAAUGAAACUGCGAAAGACCAUAAAAAAUCACUGGCAAGCAAGGAAUCCCCACUGAACUCUGUUGAAGAUCAAGGAAAUGAGUCUUAUUCAGAUGCUCAGCCCUUACCUUCUAUAUCUACCACUCAGCUUGUGUUCGUUGCUGCAGAUUUGGAUCGACUUCAGGAAUGGCUUCCUGAACUUUUGGAAAUGAUCAAACCAAAACUUGACAUGAUUGGCUUCAAGAAUAUAGCUUGUAUCUCAGGAGCACUAGAAGACUCAAAGAAUUCUUUACUAGGUUCCUGUCCAACCUUAAACAGUAAGAUUAUUCAGGACUUAAAUGAUUGCUGCUUUAGCUGCUUGAAAAGUGCUCUGGAAAUCCCAAGAUUGUAUAGAAGAACUAACAAGGAAGUGCCAACCAAGGCAUUGCCCUAUGUUGACAGUGCCCUUAAACCUUUCCAUCAACUGAAGAAUGAUUACAAAGAUACAUUAAAGCCAGCUGUGAUUGAGCAAUGGCUGGAAGGAGCCCUCAAUACAAGCACACAGAAGUAUUUGGAUACAGUAUCUGAUAUUCUAAAUUCUGUAAAGAAAAUGGAAGAGAGCUUGAAAAGGCUAAAACAAGCCAGAAAAACUGUAACUGCAAAUAAUCCCUCCCCUUCUGGAGGAAUGAGUGAUGAUAACAAAAUCCGCCUACAGUUAGCUCUAGAUGUGGAACAUUUUGGAAUGCAGAUGGAGAAGAUGGGGAUGCAGCUGAGCAACAUUAAAAGUUUUUCCACUCUUUCGGAGCUUGUUCAAGCUGCUAAAGAUCAGAUAGCCACCGAACAAACAUAACAUAAUCUCCAGCUUUUUAAUGAAGAGGCCUAGCUUCCAAAAAAGAAAAAAAGUUUAUUUUUUAUUUUUACUUUCCUUUGCCAAAUACUGUUUAGCAAAAAAAAAAAAAAGUGCUUCCUAAUGCAGCUUCAGCAGCAGAUUUAAAUGUGUCUCAAAAUAGAAAAACUCAUUUCGCGAACAUAAAGAAACAUACAAGGGAGGUUUAUUUUGGUUUUCCGUUAUACGGAAGGCAAUUUAUAUAUUUCUAUGUAUUCUGCUAUAGGAUUAUGGAAAUAUUUUUAUUUUUAUUGUAAAUUAUUAUCAUGCAGAAAAAUGAAUUUAAGAUGAUUAAAAUGAACAAAAA
Molecule: messenger RNA, 2604 nt
Organism: Ahaetulla prasina
Lineage: Eukaryota; Metazoa; Chordata; Lepidosauria; Squamata; Colubridae
Gene: COG2
Product: component of oligomeric golgi complex 2
Exons: 18
Coding region: 72-2261 (729 amino acids)
Biological process (GO): protein transport; Golgi organization; intra-Golgi vesicle-mediated transport
Cellular component (GO): COG complex; membrane
Source: RefSeq, a predicted model, not a curated record